GGCUAUGAAGUAUGAAAUAAAAAUAUAGUAGAUCUAUGAAGUAUAAAGUUAUACUGAUUGCUGCUGAUUAGUGAUUACUGGAAGUUAUGAAUUCGACUGCACUUGGACUGGACUGAGUGGGUCAAAGGAUUUUGAAAUUAAUACUAAUAGAUAAAAACCUAGAACCGACUUGACGAGAUAAUUGAUAAACUUUGAUUUUUGGUUUGUAUAAAGGUACUCUGUUUGGCCUAUUGGCCGUUUAUUUUAAUAAAAUAUAGGUAGAAGUUGAUAGGUGUAAUAUUUUGCAAGUAAGUUCAGAUGUAUUAUUUAUAUUUUAUGUUUUAUAAGCUUAAAAUGUUAACAGAUUUUAUUAAAUUUUUGCAUUUAUUUUUUCAUUUUAGUCUGAUGCGACUAAGGUAUUGUAGAGGUUCACUCAAACUGUAUAAAAGUCACUGUUUAUUUCAAAGAGUUAAACACUGUUUUACUAGUUAUUUGCGUAUCCUUUUUCCUAUAUGUAUUAAAAAUUUCAUUCUUGUAAACAUAGACUAAAACAAUCAUAAGUGCUACAUCACCUACAUGUAACAUAAAUUUGUGUUAGCUCACAUAAGAUUUAUAAAAUAUUGAUGCUGUUUGUAUCUUAUUAAUUGAUUACUAUUGUUUUGUUUGAUUGAUGUAUUAUUGUUUUGGUUCUAUUACAUACAUGCAGAUAACUAUUAACUACAAUUAGCAUAUUCUUCAUAACUUGCAAUUAAUCCUUCAUUAAAAUUAUUAGUUGUUAAAAUCAGUAAAAGGUUUUAUUUAUUUUAGAAUGCUACAAAAAUUAUCUCUCUCUGGCUUAAAAGUUGUGAAAAAAUUGUGCAUUGUGCCUAAAGUAGAAUGUGGUAUAAGAUUUUUGAGUUCUGCUGUUAUAAAACGACAAAACUUCUUCUUUCGCCAGUUGUUUGAUACAGUAAGCAGUACUUAUACAUAUAUAUUAGGUGAUAUGAGGACAAGUGAGGCUGUGCUCAUUGACCCAGUAUUAGAGCAUGCUGAAAGAGAUGCUACGUUAGUGAAGGAGCUAGGCUUUAAAUUGAUUUAUGCCAUGAACACACACAUGCAUGCAGAUCAUAUAACAGGGACAGGCAAAUUAAAAACACUCCUCCCUGGUACAAAGAGUGUUAUAGGAAAAGCAUCAGGUGCUCAAGCUGAUAUCCAUCUUCAUGAUGGAGAUCUUGUUAAAUUUGGGGACUAUCAACUGACAGCAGUUUCCACACCUGGGCAUACAAAUGGAUGUUUGACUUAUAUUUGUCAUCAACAAGAACAAGGUAUGGUACGAUAAGGCUGAAAUAUCCUUGUAGGAUAAAAACCUUUUUAAAUAAAGAUAGAUAAUAAAAAAUAUAUACCUUGUGAUCGCCCAGAGAAGAAAGUUUAUAAUGACAAAAUGGAGGCGAUAGUGGAAGCAGAUCCAUCUCAAACAAAAUACGGCUGAUUUAGCGUCGGCUUUUGAUUGCAUGGCGUUCACCGGUGAUACACUCCUCAUACGUGGCUGUGGCAGAACAGACUUCCAAGAGGGCUCUUCCGAACGGCUCUACCAAUCUGUCCACAGCAAAAUCUUUACUCUACCAGAUCACUAUACUCUGUACCCUGCACACGAUUACAAGGGUCAGACGGCGACCACCGUGGGCGAGGAGAAGAAAUACAAUCCAAGACUGACGAAAACUUUGAAGGAGUUCGUUCAUAUAAUGGACACAUUAAAUUUGCCUUAUCCUAAGAUGAUUGUAUUUUGUAAAGAAGACUUGGAUAAUUUAUAAUGGAGCAAUACACAAUUGAACAACGUGCCCAAAUUGUUGAAAUUUACUUUUCAAAUCAACGGUCCAUUGUGUUGACUCAGCGUGCAUACCGUCGUCAAUUUAAUGUGCGGGUUGCACCCUCUCAGUCAACAAUAAACCGUCUGGUUGCAAAUUUUCGAGAACAAGGAGCAGUAAGGAACCUUCCUGGUCCCGGCAGACACCGAACUGUCCACACGGCUGACAAUAUUCAAGUGGUACAGGAGAGUAUUCGGGAGGAUCCAGAAACAUCAACCAGGAGACGUUCGUCACAACUGGGCCUCUCAAGAACGUCGCUGCAGCGAAUUUUGCACACCAUAGGAUUGUUUCCAUACAAAAUUCAACUUGUCCAAGAAUUGAAACCAACAGAUUACCAGCAACGACUUGACUAUGCAAUUUAUUUCCAGCAAAAAGCACAAGAGAAUCCAAAUUUUAUUCAUAACUUAAUAAUGAGUGACGAAGCCCAUUUUCAAUUAAAUGGGUUCGUUAACAAGCAAAACUGUAGGAUAUGGGCUACGGAAAACCCGAGAGUACUUCAUCAACGACAAUUGCACCCAGUUAAGUGUACCGUUUGGUGCGGUGUUUCUUCAGAAAGGAUCAUUGGCCCAUUUUUUUUUGAAAAUGAACAAGGUGUCGCAAUUUCCGUCAAUGGUGAUCGAUAUCGGGCCAUGUUGCAAAAUUUUGUAAGGCCAGCCGUGGAAAACCAUCCGCAAAUAUGGUUCCAACAGGAUGGAGCCACAGCGCACACUGCGAGGGCCACAAUGACUCUUUUACGCGACAUCUUUGGUGAAAGAAUAAUUUCUCGUAACAGCAAUUUUAAUUGGCCUCCGCGUUCCCCGGAUUUAACCGCUCCAGACUGUUUUCUUUGGGGCUAUUUAAAAGGAAAAGUUUAUGUUAAUAAGCCUAGGACUAUUGAGGAGUUAAAAACCAAUAUUCGAGAAGAAAUUAACAACAUACCACCGGAAGUUUUGCGAAAGGUCAUGGAAAAUGUGUUGGAAAGAGCACAUUUGUGCGAAGCAGAAUAUGGCCACCACUUGCGGGAUAUUAUUUUUAAUAACUAAUCCAAAAAUAUUCCCCAUAAAUUUAAUGUAUUUAAAAAAAAAAUUAAAAAAAUAUCUCUUAAAUAAAAAGUUAUAAGCAAUUCACACCACUUCGGUCUUUCUGGGCCACCCUGUACUAUAUUGUUUUUGGGAUUAAUCCUUUGUCAAUGAAAUACAAGAGUAACUAUUAAAAUACUUGUAAUAAAGAUUAAAGACAAAUUACAUGUUUAUU
Messenger RNA from Parnassius mnemosyne (clouded apollo), 3056 nucleotides. The record is from the annotation of a GenBank genome assembly. NCBI's taxonomy places the organism in Eukaryota, Metazoa, Arthropoda, Insecta, Lepidoptera, Papilionidae.